AUGAGUGUUUCUGAUGUCAAAAACACUCAGGAUGAGUAUGAGGAUGACUUUGAGAAAGACUUGGACUGGCUUAUCAGUGAGGAGGGCAAGGUUGAAGAACAGGAUCCUGAUGAUGAUGAAAUUGAAGCUCAGAUAGACAAAGAGCUUGAAGAAGAUGAUCUUAAAGAAGAUAGAAAGAAGGAAGCUAGGGAUUUGGAUGAUGAAGAAGGGGAAGAAAGGUGGCCAACACCCAUGGAGCCAUUAGAGGGUGUGUUAGAUCCCCACAGGGACAAUAAUGUAACCUCUCCAGAGUCUGAAGAUCUUGAUGAAGAGAAGAAAUACAUUUUGGGUAAGAUCCAGGAGGCUAACAGACAACUGCAGGACCAGGAAGCUCCAGUCCAAAGCCGUCGUAGACGUCUGCAGUUUAAAGACACUUUGGUGGACCUGGUGGUGCCUGCUCAGGAGUUUGACCCUCAGGAGAGCAACAGCUCCCUCUAUAGGGACUUGGAGGAGGAAGACGGAGAAGUGUCUGGGCAAAUGCAGAGACUGAAUCUCUCUCCACGAGAUGAAAGUGAGACAGGAAACUUUGAGGAUGAGCACAGAGAAGGAGCAAAGGAGGGACGGGUUUUGGUUGAAAAAGAUGGAAAGUUUGACCUGGUAAGUCUAAAGGAGGUGGAGAGUCAAGGGUUGCUUCCUCCCUUGCCAGUGUCUCAUGUCGACAAUCAACGAGGAUCCUCACGGCAAAGUGAUCCUGGUCUAUAUCUCAGCAAGAGUGCUGUCUCCUCACCAAGACUAAAUUCUACCUCACAUUUUCCUCCUGGCAUUGACUCUUUGUACAUUCCCAUACCUCCAUCGAAGCACAGGAAUAGGCCCAGUUCUGCAAGACCAUCCCAAAGAGGAACAUGGGUCCAGGGUACCAAACGCAGGGUUCAGUCGGCAAGUGGAGCACCCACACAUGCCACAUUUACACUCACACCACAGCAGAAAGAACUGUUGAUUAAACUUCAGCAGCGGAGAGAGAGGCAAGCUAAAGAGGAAGAGCAGAAGAAAAAAGAGGAAGAGGAACAGAAGCGUCAAGAGAACGAAAUAGCCUUCCAAUCGUGGCUUAUGAGGAAGAGAGAUCAACUGCAGGAUGAGAGGAGGGUGCAGAAAGCCCAGGAAAUGGAGAGAAUGAGCUUCCAGAGGGACUGUGGUGACCCAGAGGAGGCCUUUAAAAUUUGGCUUAUGAAGAAACAGGAACAGCAGCUGAAAGAGAAGCAGCUAGAGGAGAUGAAGAAACAGGAAAUGGAGAGUGGCUUUUGCCUGCACAACCGAGAGGAGAGUGAAAGGGCUUUCAGACAGUGGUUGAGACGCAAGCGUGCAGAGAAAAGUGCAGAACAGCAAGCAGCACGAGAGCGCUCCCGCAGGCUGGUGUUGGAAGAGCGUAGAGCCAGACGCAUGCAUGACCUCCUCUGCACUGUUAAUGAGAUCAAACCCUUCCGAUUCAGUGACCCCUACAGCUACCGCUACUGAGCACCUUCCACUGUACAUGUGAUUAUUGUUAUAACCUCAGAGUUCAUCCAAUUCUAACAGUCACUCUGGUUACUGCUUAAAGAGUCACCUAUCAGUAUCUGUGGUUUGCUUUGUAUAGAACUUUUCAAAGUGAACCAGAGGAUGAAAGAACAUGUGGUUGACAGGAACACAAAAAAGAGCUGAAAGAGCUCCAAUCCUUUAGUAGUCUUCAAUUCAUCCCUUUUCAAGAUGACACAGUUGCUCUGGUGGACCUUCCUGUUUCAAAGAGCUUUCAGGCACUUAAAAUAAUUGCUUCACCAAGAUGAUUUAAUGGAGUUUAUGCUGAAUCAUCAGAUUCUCAAUUUUUGUUUAGCUAGCUACCCUAUAGAUUUGCCAUGUGUCUGCUGUGGGUACCAUAAGUGUGUUAUACAACUACUGCAGGAAAUUUAAAAGUUCAUACAGCAUGAAUGGGAGCAAUGCUACAAAUCAGGAGUAUGUCCUGGGCUUUUUUACACUUUUCAGAGGUCAGUGAUCUAUAUGUGCCACAGGCAUUUUGAUUGGUCAGUCCUGAUCUGUUAUGCAGCACUCCUGUGUUUGUUGAGCAUGUGUGUCAAGAUAUUUCUAUGCUGACAUUGAUCGUAUGAUAGCUAAGUGCAAUGGGAAAUGAGAAAAGAGUGGAUUGUUUUGUUUCCCAUGCUUAUGGAAAUCAAGACAGUAAUCUAAAAUUCAAAUAGUUUUUUUUGGACCUACAAAUCCUUCAGCCAUCUUCAAAAGAAAAAAAAAAAAGCUUUUUAAAAUUAUUGUAAGAUAUACAUUUUUACUGUAGAUAUAGCUGACGUGACAUUUCAAGCAGCGACAGCCAUAUCCUGAUUCUAUACUUCACAGUAUUAUACACACACUAUAAAAAAAAGUUGAUCGAGGGAAUACAUUAAAUAUUUGUACUUUUAACAAUUCAUUUGUCACACUACAGGGCUAGUUAAGUGAAAAAAGCUAAAGAAAAGGUGAUUAAAAAUGGAGACUUCACCAGUCACAGCACCUAAAAUAUCCACUUUCCCCUACACAUUCAUAUAAAUAUAUAUAUAUUUUUACUUUUAAAGUUAGGCGCGGCGUAACAAACAGAAUGCAGGUGUCUCAAGACACGUUUUAUUUUUUUACCUGACAUGGUAUCUAAAAACGCUGUUCCUGCAUGAGACACUGAAAAAUAUGGAACGCCAGUAGAUGCAGCGCAACAGUCAAAUGAAUAAAAUAAUGUGUAAACUAUUGAAAAACAGUGCAAAUGGAUGCAAAACCACGUGUUUGAGUGGUCCUUUAACUGUCAAAUACACUUUUGUAUCUGAUUGUAUAUUUAAAAAAAA
Molecule: messenger RNA, 2825 nt
Organism: Xyrauchen texanus (razorback sucker)
Lineage: Eukaryota; Metazoa; Chordata; Actinopteri; Cypriniformes; Catostomidae
Gene: ccdc181
Product: coiled-coil domain containing 181
Exons: 5
Coding region: 1-1491 (496 amino acids)
Molecular function (GO): microtubule binding
Source: RefSeq, a predicted model, not a curated record